CCAACGCGCGACUGGCUGUCAACAGCGGCUUGCAGCGGCUCGCGAAGCCAUUCGCUUUUACCCAUGCGGCGAUCACCUUUCAGGAGGAUAGUCUAACAUACGGUGUUAACUUGAAGUGUCAUUGUUUUCAAAUUUUAUUACACACAGUCUGGGAAAUUAAUAAAUAAUCAUGGAGAUUGACAAGAGAUUGUUGAACGUAUUAAUCUUGAGUUUUGGAUUUAUGCUGGUGUUUACCGCGUUCCAAACAAUGGGAAAUAUCGAGAAAACCAUUCUGGACAGCAUAGCCAAGGACGACGACUCAUUUCACGGCAACGCCUACACAAGUUUAGCGAUAAUCUAUGCAGCAUUGGCAAUCUGCAAUUGGCUAGCCCCAUCCUUCAUCUCAAUGACGGGUCCUAGAAUAGCCAUUUUCGUAGGUUCCUGCUGUUACGCAUUCUUCAUAGCAACAUUCCUCCUUCCAAGCUCAGGCUUGCUCUACACAGCCUCGGCAAUUCUCGGUUUCGGAGGAUCUCUAGUCUGGACUGGACACGGUCAGUAUCUCACCGAGAACAGCGACUCGGAAACCAUGUCCAGGAACUCUGGCCUCUUCUGGGCGGUCUUUCAGUCGUCCAUGUUCACUGGAAAUUUAUUCGUGUAUUUCAUGUUCACGGACCCGGAGAUUGACGGUCCAACGAGGAAGAUCGUCUUCUGGGUCCUGACCAGCCUCGCAAUUGUUGGAGUUGCUGUGUUAGCGAUUCUCCGUAAGCCUCCACAGAGGCUGUCCCUUGGAGAGGCAGAAGGUGUCUCCAGUCAUGACAAAGAACUGGCAAUGCCGGAGCCUCGACGUCAAGCCGGCUGUGCUGCAGCUUGGAGUGCAUUCAGAGACGCUUUGAGUCUGUGCAUCACUCCGAAAAUGCUUCUCCUGUCAUUGACAUUUAUCUACACUGGUGUGGGAUUGACGUUCUUCUCAGGCAUUUAUUCAUCAAGCAUUGGUUUCACCGAGGCCAUGGGUGAGAAACGGAAGAGCCUCGUUGGCCUCUCUGGAAUUUGCAUUGGAGUGGGAGAGGUUCUUGGUGGUGCAAUCUUUGGAAUGCUGGCGUCAAGGGGUCCAAGUACUCUUGGAAAAUGCACAGGAUGGCCAGUGGUGGUGAUUGGAUUUUUUGUUACUCUAUUCGCCUACAUAUCUGCAUUUAUCAACCUACCCAACACUUCGCCAUUCAAGGAUACUAAUGACGAAGCGUACAUCGUACCCUCACCAAUACUGGCGAUGGCGGGCAGUUUGACGUUGGGAUUCGGUGAUGCUUGCUAUAAUACUCAGAUUUACUCACUACUUGGGGUGGUUUAUGCUAAAGACAGUGCUCCAGCUUUCGCGUUGUUCAAGUUUACUCAGUCGGUGGCUGCGGCCAUCAGUUUUGUAUAUAGUAAUCAUGUGGGUUUGCAUGGACAACUGUCUAUUCUCCUGGUAUCCAUGAUACUUGGGACUCUAGCUUUUGUUUAUAUCGAAAGAUGCCACUCGAGAAGGAAACUCGAAGCUGCAGAGGGCGAACCCAGAUUAGCAGAGAGCGUCAGUGUUGAGGAGUGAGUGAUACUCGUCAGUUAUCAUUGCAAUUGUAAUAGAGACUGUGAGUUCGUAUUGGAAAUUCGAGCAUUCUAGGUGGUCUGCUGGAAUGGAGUGGUAAUGAGAUAAGUGGGAUUUAUCUAUCAAUUUUUUCGCAUCUUCUCAAGAGCCACUUUGGGAAGAGUGGAUUUUAUCUUCUUACUUCAUUCCAUUCUUCAUUUGCCUGUUUUUCUCUUGACACCGUUAUUGCCAAUAAUGUGGACUUAUGACAUUUUUGACGAUAAUGUUGAUUCAUUUGACACAGUUCACCAUGAUGACCAAAGCCACUAAUCAAACUGUGUCAGGAGAUUCUAUAAUGCAAUUCGAUGAAAUACGAAAAUGUGCAAUCGCGACAGACCAUUCCAAUCUCCUGAGAUUGUACUUCCCCGAAAAUGAUCAAUUAAUUGUAAAUAAAGUGAAUUAAAUUUCGAAAUGAUAACGAUAGCGUACCUGAAAACAAAACGCUUGAAUGGAUUUUAAGAAUACUUUUUAGUAUUUACACACAUUUCAUAUCUCUUUAUCCCAUCUAUUCGCAUGGUUCAAUUUUAUUGCGAUCUUCUUUUCAGCCCCACACUUCUUAUCAAUUCAUAUCAUUGUGAUUUUAUCUACACCCGAAAAUUCUGAUUAACUAAUUGUACAAAUUUAUAUUUCUCGUAAUGACGACAUGAAUAUUGUUGAUGAUAUU
Messenger RNA from Diachasma alloeum, 2261 nucleotides. RefSeq names its product UNC93-like protein MFSD11. The record is from RefSeq and is a predicted model, not a curated record. Bases 170 to 1561 code for a protein of 463 amino acids. The transcript is spliced from 2 exons. Lineage: Eukaryota; Metazoa; Arthropoda; Insecta; Hymenoptera; Braconidae.